This is a messenger RNA of Tuber aestivum (summer truffle), 2517 nucleotides long. The record is from the annotation of a GenBank genome assembly. NCBI's taxonomy places the organism in Eukaryota, Fungi, Ascomycota, Pezizomycetes, Pezizales, Tuberaceae.
AGUUAUCACAUUUCUCGGAGGACAAGUCAAGUUUCGUUCGGAGGUUGAAGAUGGAAUAAAAUGACCAAACUUCUACUUCUCCCCCACACCCCGAACACGGCACUUGCGUAUAACAACUCAUCCAGGGGAAUCCAUCGGUACUGGGCAGUGCCGUUAUGAGACUACCACACGAUUAUCAUCCGUUAUGGUGGUUUUCGGCGCUGUGAGGUUGCAUGGGUUAGGGAACCGCCAGCCAACCCGUCUCCAUGGUAUGGACAAUGGCUUGUCUCACCUGUUCCUUCUUGCUCCUUUGUGUCCAUUUUCCAUUUUUUUCCUUUUUUCGUAUUUCCUUUUACCUCUUCUCUGCAGUACUAGUACUAGUACGAGUACAAGCACCUUGUAACGUUUAAGCUUAAGCCUAAGUUGGGCCGCGGUAUAAGGCCCGCUCUGUCCUCCUCUACCGGUAUCCUGUUUUUGAAUGGUUGAAAAAGCUCAUCAACGCGCCCCUCGCGUCAAGCCCACUCCCCCUCCUACACCUGACCACUAUAAUCCUGCCACCGCUACAGUAUCUGCUCCCUGUUCCGCUCCGACAGAAAACAGCUCCAGUGAAGCUCGACCAUCACCACUACCGCCCUCGCCACUAAGCCUAGCACACGCCGUUUCCUCCUCGUCAACCUACAGACCUCCGUCCCCUAUAGACGACAAGAAAAGCAAGCCCUCGCUACCACAAACCCUCACAGAGUUCCUCCCUUCCGGCCGGAAGUCCCUCGCCAUGAUUGGUGCUGUCGUGUUACUGCUAUCCCUCCUCUUCCUGGCAGGAGAAUCGGGGGCCAACCGACAAGAGGCACUCUACCACUCCCAGCAGCAGCAAUCCCCAUCCCACCGUCGCCAGGCAUGUCCGGAUUACCGAGACUACGCAACCCGCCUGCACCCGCCGUACAGCAGGGGGAAGUACCGGUUGCCAUUCCAGCGACCAGUGGAGGGGUGCAGACUCUACAGUUCCCCGGCCGUGGAAUCACUGAUCGGCGAGAUGAAUGCGAGGAUCAAGGAUAAGGACCUGGCUAGGCUUUUCGAGAAUUGCUUCCCGAACACCCUGGACACCACGGUUAGGUGGCAUUUGAACGCCGAUAAGGUUGCCGAUAAGCAGAGUUUUAUCGUGACGGGGGAUAUCAAUGCUCAGUGGUUGAGGGAUAGUACAAAUCAGUUGGCGCAGUAUCAGUUGCUCGCCAGGGAUGAUGAGGCUUUGAGGAAUUUGAUCCUGGGGGCUAUCAAUACGCAGGUAUUUUGUGCCCCCCGAGGGGAAUUGCUUGUUUGGAAAACUGAGGGCUGACUUUUGCCCCGAUAUGAUAGGCGGAUUUCGUGCUAAAGUCUCCUUAUUGCAAUGCUUUUCAACCUCCAAAGGCUAGUGGACUUGCACCGUGAGUGGGUCUUUGGUAGCAGGUGGUCGGAUAGAGUGCUGAUGGGCGCGCUAGAACUUCCAAUGGCCAGGACGAUACUGUUCAUCCGGUUUACGAUAACACUGCGGUGUUUGAAUGCAAAUACGAGAUUGACUCACUCGCUUCCUUCCUUUCUCUCGCAAAUCAAUACUACAAUCAUACUGGCGACCUCUCUUUCGUGGGGGAGAAAUGGCUAUCGGCGGUGGAUAACGUCAUGGAAUUGAUUGAGCAAGAGCAGGUCUCUUCUUUCAGCAACAGUGGCUCGGUACAAAAUCAUGUCUAUACCUUCCAGAGGAAGACCACCCUUGGAACAGAGACUCUGAACCUGGCCGGUGCCGGCAACCCCAUUAACCAUAACACUAGCCUGGUCAGGUCUGCUUUCAGGCCCAGCGACGAUGCCGCAAUUAUGCAAUUCUUCAUUCCUGGAAAUGCUAUGUUGGCCGUGGAGCUCAAGCGAACCGCCGAGAUCCUGAGGAAGGUCAGGCAAACAAAGCUAGCAAAAUUCGUUCAAAAGAAGGGUGAAGAGAUUGAAGCCGGCGUCUGGAAGCACGGUGUCGUUACACACCCGGUUUUCGGAAAAGUCUUUGCGUAUGAAGUCGACGGGUAUGGCUCGCACAUAAUCAUGGAUGACGCAAACCUUCCGUCCCUACUAGCAUUGCCAGUGCUUGGUUUCGUCGACGUCAAGAACCAAACGUACCAGAACACCCGAAAGAUGGUUCUGUCCCGGGAGGGCAAUCCUUACUUUUUGACCGGGGCCGAGUUUAAGGGUAUUGGAGGUCCCCAUAUUGGCAUCACACAUGCCUGGCCGAUCAGUUUGCUGAUCGAAAUUUUGACGACUGACGAUGAUGAUGAAAUCCUGGCUCUUCUUGGGAUGGUGUUGAAGGCAUCGCCACUCGGGCUCGUGCACGAGAGCGUUAAUGUCCAGAGGGUGAAGGAUUAUACAAGUUUGUUGCUCCCAUGCUACAACCUAAUUGCGGCAGAACUGACACGUGACGAUACAGGAAGCUGGUUUGCUUGGGCGAACUCGCUCUUUGCACAGACGAUACUUGACCUAGCUCGCCGUAAGCCCCAGGUAUUAUUCUCCGUGAAUGGAGGGAGAUGA